AAAACGUGCUCAUUUGGUGUUUUAAGGUUAUGUUGUGUGUGUUAGUAGCGGUCGGUUGUGAUUGUAGUUCCUUUACAGUAGGCCUACCCUGAUUUUAGUUUUGAGUUUUCGUUAUAAAAAUGUUGGUCUUAUUCGAAUCACCAGGAGGAUAUGCUAUCUUCAAGCUACUUGAUGAGAAGAAACUUCAAGAAACUGAUAAUUUGUACAGAGAUUUUAAGACUCCGGAAAAAGCAAAUAAAAUAUUGAAACUGAAACAUUUUGAAAAGUUUGUGGACACAACAGAAGCUUUGGCCGCUACCACAGCUGCGGUUGAAGGCAAAAUCAGCAAGUCUCUUAAAAAGAUCCUGAAGAAGCUGGUGUCGGAUGAAGUUCAGGACAAGUUGGCCGUUGCUGAUGCUAAGCUGGGCAAUGCUAUCAAGGACAAGCUCAGUCUGCAGUGUGUAUCUAACAGUUCUGUACUGGAGCUCAUCAGAUGUAUCAGAUCACAGAGUGAGAGUCUACUGGCCGGACUGACCAAGAAGGAACUGUCUGCGAUGGCCCUGGGACUGGCGCACAGUUUGUCGAGAUACAAACUCAAGUUUAGCCCUGACAAGGUAGACACGAUGAUUGUACAAGCCAUCUGUCUGCUGGAUGAAUUGGACAAAGAACUCAACAACUAUGUCAUGAGGUGUCGUGAAUGGUACGGAUGGCAUUUCCCAGAGUUGGGCAAGAUCAUCACUGACAAUGUAGCCUUCACAAAAACCAUUAAACUUAUAGGAACAAGAGAGAACACAGCUACAACUGAUCUGUCUGACAUUUUACCCGAGGAGGUAGAAGAGAAGGUGAAGGAGGCUGCUGAGAUUUCAAUGGGGACUGAAAUUACAGAAGAGGAUAUUAUGAACAUACAUCAUCUCUGUGAUCAAGUGAUAGAAGUGUCAGCGUAUAGGACCCAGUUGUACGAGUACUUGUGUGCCAGAAUGACGGCAAUUGCUCCCAACUUUACUACUCUGAUAGGGGAACUGGUGGGGGCCAGACUUAUCUCCCAUGCAGGUUCUCUUGUAAACCUGGCUAAACACCCGGCAUCCACAGUUCAAAUCCUCGGGGCAGAGAAAGCAUUGUUCAGAGCAUUGAAAGCUAAGAAAGACACGCCCAAGUACGGUCUGAUCUUCCACUCGGCUAUUGUGGGACAAGCUAGCACCAUGAAUAAGGGAAAGAUCUCACGUACUCUGGCGGCCAAGGUGUCGCUGGCGUGUCGUGUAGAUGCCCUGGGUGAUGACACCAUAGUAGACUUUGGGGCAGAGCACAAGGCAAAGGUGGAGGCUCGGCUGCGAUUCCUCGAGGAGGGCAAUCUGAAGAAGAUCAGUGGAUCUGCCAAAGUUAAGGCCAAGUUUGAAAAAUACCACACGAAGAGUGAGGUUGUCCGGUAUUCUGAUGCCGCUGACUCAACUCUGCCUGCAAAGAAAAGAAAACUGUCUGAAAGUCCGAGUAAAGGAGAUCUACCAUUAAAGAAAAUCAAGAAGGAAUCGGAGUUUGAAAUUAAACAAGAGGCCAUGUCUGAUGGAGAAGGAGCUGUUGGAGGAGAAACCACAUCAAAGAAAAAGAAGAAGAAGAAGAUCAAACAAGAACCUGUGGACGAAAGUAUGGGAGAUGUAUCUAUCAAGGAGGAACCGCAGGAUCAGGGCGCAACAGGUGAAGGAUCAACCAAGAAAAAGAAGAAGAAGGUUAAACAGGAAGCCGUAGAGAUGGAAGUAGAGCCGAGUGAACCAGCUCCUGAAGAAUCAGUCUUAGAUGCUCAAGGUUCUUCCCAGAAAAAGAAGAAGAAGAAGAAGUCAAAGGCGGUGGCUGAGGACGAGUAAAGUUUAUAUGAAGUAAUAUUUUCCAUUUUAAUUUUUAGUUAUACUUUGGGAUCAGCUCUUUUUUAAGCAUUUUGGUAUGUUUUAAUACCAAACAUAAAUGUUUUGCAAUAGGUUGGUAAAACCCGUAAUUCAGUUGACUUUUUAUCAUAUUUGAACUACUUGACUAAGAGUAUGUUGGAUUAGCAAAAGCACUAGGUUAAAAGAAGAUAGUUUAAUUUUUACGAAAACAUAUUUUAUUCAGUGCACACUGUCUAUGGAAACUUAGUAAAUAGCCUAUUUAGCACACCAAUGAUUUUCAGCCUAUUCCCAAAAGGUAAUAUUAUACUAUUCGCCUCAAUACAUAACUUAUGCUAAAUAUAUAAUAACAUUAUGAACAGCACAGUUCCACAAACUCUGCAUAGUUUGGAAUAUGAAAGAAGGGAGUAAAAGCUGAAAUAGAUGUUGUUGUAAACAAUAAUAAAACAUAUAACAUUGUACAGACUA
Molecule: messenger RNA, 2318 nt
Organism: Macrosteles quadrilineatus (aster leafhopper)
Lineage: Eukaryota; Metazoa; Arthropoda; Insecta; Hemiptera; Cicadellidae
Product: nucleolar protein 58-like
Exons: 16
Coding region: 120-1835 (571 amino acids)
Cellular component (GO): box C/D methylation guide snoRNP complex; small-subunit processome
Molecular function (GO): snoRNA binding
Source: RefSeq, a predicted model, not a curated record